Spodoptera exigua (beet armyworm) is the source of this 3595-nucleotide messenger RNA. NCBI's taxonomy places the organism in Eukaryota, Metazoa, Arthropoda, Insecta, Lepidoptera, Noctuidae. The record is from the annotation of a GenBank genome assembly.
AGUUCAAUGACAUACAGAGCAACACCAAUUGUUGUUGUUAAAUGUUAUCAAUAUCAAAAAGGUGUAACCAACUAUCGGCAAAAUAGCGACCUUCGUAUUUGUUACUGGCCAGUAAUCGAUCAGCUGUCGGUUGGCAUCGACACGUUGCGUUACGCGGGAAAACCUGCCGCCAUCUUUACGAUCUGAUAUAAUGAGUGAACUUUUGUGUUAAAAUCGAAAAAGAAAAAAAAUAAAGUGAUAAAAAUGGUAAACGACGAAAAAGGAACAGAUUGGGAGAAAGAAAAAUUGAACCCGAAUGGAUGGGCCCGGGCUCUCAGCCAGCAGCAGCUAAAUGUGGUGCGGAGGGUGUACCAACAGGAGACCCUCAACAAAGAUGCCGAUUAUAAACUACCUGAAAGAACAGCGAGUGAGCGGUUCAGGAAGGUCGUAAGGAACUGCGGCUUCGGUGAUUGCCUGUUGAACUCCAUACCCAUAAUAAAAUGGUUGCCGCAGUACAGCUGUCAGAAAUACAUGCUAGGCGACCUGAUCGCCGGCGCUACUACAGCCGUCAUGCAUAUACCCCAGGGCAUGGCCUAUGCGCUCCUGGCUGAAGUGCCUCCCAUAGUGGGAUUGUACAUGGCUUUCUUCCCUGUCCUUAUCUAUGUACUGCUUGGUACCUCACCCCAUGUGUCAAUGGGAACCUUCGCUGUAGCCUGUCUUAUGGCUGGAAAGGUAGUAACACAGUACGCGACCCCGGAAGUGGUUGGUGGAAAUACAACACAUGUUAGCAUGUCAGUAAUAGGUAUAGGAGUGGAUCACGAAAAUAAUAUGCACUAUUCUCCGCUAGAGGUCGUCAGCGUUGUUUGUCUGUUAGUGGGGAUUUUUCAGAUAUUGAUGUGGAUGCUCCGGUUGGGCGCAGUAUCCACAUUGCUGUCGGAGCCCCUGGUCUCAGGGUUCACUACGGCAGCCUCCUUCCACGUACUGGCCUCACAGCUUAAGGACCUCUUUGGCGUGAAACUCCCCAAACUAUCUCCAAAUUAUAAAGUUAUCUUUACGUUUGUAGAAGUAUGUAAGAAUCUACCAAAUCUAAACUGGGCUGCGUUUGUGAUAUCAUUUAUCACGUGCCUCAUCAUCGCACUCAAUAAUGAAAGGCUCAAGCCAUGGGUGAGCAAAAGAUCCCGUAUUCCAGUCCCCAUAGAGUUAUUGGCCAUUGUGAUUGGUACAUUAGCUUCAAGGUUCGGCCAUCUCCGCGAGACCUACGGCAUCGGUCUGGUUGGAAACAUUCCUACUGGCCUUCCGAAGCCAACAGUGCCACCCCUAGAGCUUAUGCCGGACAUUGCUAUCGACUGUUUUACAAUUACCAUGGUGACCUACACUAUAUCCAUGUCUAUGGCUCUUAUUUUCGCCUCCAAGGACAAGUAUGAAGUUGAUGCCAACCAGGAAUUAUUGGCAUUGGGUGCUAGCAACAUGUUUGCCUCAUUCUUCGGCUGUUCUCCAUUCUGUGCCAGUCUUUCGAGAUCCUACAUUCAGUAUCAGGCGGGUGCUAAAACUGGUAUAACCUCGGUAGUAAGUGCAACCCUCAUUCUAUUCGUGCUGCUAUGGAUCGGACCAUUCUUUGAGCAGCUGCCUCGCUGUGUGCUCGCUUCCAUCAUCGUUGUAUCACUCAAAGGCAUGUUCAUGCAAAUCUUCGAGCUUAAGAAGUUCUGGGCUCUAAGUAAGCUGGAUGCUCUGGUAUGGCUUGUCACAUUCCUCAUCACCUUAUGCAUCAACAUCGAUAUUGGUCUGGGAGCUGGUCUUCUAGCUAGCGUGGGAGCAUUGUUCAUUCGUUCGCAGAACCCCUACACCUGUCUUCUAGGAAAAGUUUUGGACACAGACCUGUACCUCGAUAUCAAGAGAUACAGAGCGGCUGAAGAACUUCCCGGCAUCAAGAUCUUCCACUACUGCGGUGGAUUAAACUUUGCCACGAAGAAUUUGUUCAGGGAGAAGCUGUUCCGCAAGAUCGGCUACAUGAAGCCAAUAGAGGUGGUCAGUGAUGAGGACAAUAACCUCACCAAGAGCGAGUCUUACCAGUGGGACCCCACUUUAAGUCGUAGGGUACAUUGUGUGAUAAUAGAUGUGACAGCAUUGUCUUACGUGGACGGACCUGGCAUUAAGGCUUUAGUGGCCGCACAGAAAGAGUUGGUUGCCAACAACAUAGCUGUCCUACUCGCAGGAGCAAACGGUCCAGUAUUAGAAAUGAUAGACAGAUACAAUUCCAUAGAAACGGACAUUCUACAAAUGGAAACGUUUCCAACGGUGCAUGAUGCAGUGUUAUUCUACAGACAUCUAGAAUCCAAGAAACAUGUCACAGUAACCGUCACCACGUGAGGCCAAAACCUAUUCCCUUAGGGAAUAAAGUAGUCAAAUAUACACUUAUGACAUUUGACAUUCAGUAAUUUGACAUUGACAUUUGAAUUAUUUGACAGUUGACAGAUGUCACAUUACUGAAUGCAAUGUACAAAUGUAAACUAUAGUGAUCAUAGGUUGUAUAAUAGCUAAACACAAUUAGCUCAAUCACAAUACUGCGUCUCCUAUUUCCAUUUUUAUUUUUAAAUUACCCUGGUAUUUUCUUUUUGAGUUUUUAAAAAAAAUGACACUUAUCUAUUUCCUACCUAACAAUCUUAUUUUAUAAGAAUUAGUAAUGAUUAAAAAUCUUGGCAGAAUAUGAAAUAAGUUUGAAUUAUUUGAUUUCUGUACUUACCACAGAAAGACUUUAAAUUUUAUAAAUAUAUAAUAUUUGCAAACUAUUUUUUUUUUCGUAACAUAACGCAUUGACAUGUAUUAAAUAUAAAUAUGCCAUUCUGCCAAGAUCCAUCCCAAAAACGCAAUUUUACCUAAAUCCUCGUAAAAUUCCUACAAUUCCUAGUUCCUAUUAUAAAUCCAGUUAUAAAUAAGUGAAGUUCAGUAAGAAAUUACAGGGUAAAUAAAAAAAUAAAAUAAUAAAUAAUAGUAAUUUAUUUAUGGCUUAGUUAUACAAUAACUAUAGGCAGUAUAAACAUUAACAGCAUUGUCUUAAAAUCUAUUUUGAUUUGUAUUGAAUAUUUAUUUAUGGGGAGUUUUAUGUGUGCAUUACGAAAUAAUAAACAAUAUUUAAAAACACGUAUUUGUAAACAAAAUUUGAAAUACUGACAUCUAUCGGAUCAGUUGAUAACUAAUAUCUCAAAUGCAUAAAACUUCCCGUACAGAAUAUCAUUUUCUGCUUGGGUAUCUGACUUGGUGAAAAAUAAAUAAUUUCGACUUACUUAGAUACUGAAAAUAUACGCUUGUAUUAAUUGAUUUUGAAAUAUACUAUUCGAUAUAUGAUAUCGAAUAUCUAUCCUAUAUUAUGAUUGAUGCAAAAAGUGCAUGACCACAACAUAUUUUUAAUCAUGUGUAUUAAUUGAACAUAAAACUGUCAAAACUGUUUAGUCGCAUACCCAAUUUCGUACGAAAUUAUACAUAUUAAGCAUUUUAAGACUAACUCAAAAUACAGCCUCUACAAAGGACUUUGUAGUCCCACAAUUUUUAUCCAAUAAAAAAUAUGUUACCAAUAUAUCGGAUACUUAAAAUAGUAAUAAAAUUAUUUUAUUGUUAAUGU